Molecule: messenger RNA, 543 nt
Organism: Penicillium waksmanii
Lineage: Eukaryota; Fungi; Ascomycota; Eurotiomycetes; Eurotiales; Aspergillaceae
Exons: 2
Coding region: 1-543 (180 amino acids)
Source: RefSeq, a predicted model, not a curated record
AUGAGCGGAACUAGAAAGAGACGGCGAAGCUCUAUGUAUAACGAGGCAGUGGUGAUCACCACUCCCGAUGGCGGCGGCUUCGGACUCGGUCCAGGCACGAUAACAAUGGCCGUUGGAGAGCCUACAGAGGUUUAUAAACCACCAAUGAGCUCCACUCUCGCAAAUUCGGCCGUUGAGCUCACCCCUGCGAAGACCAUCGAGGGCACAACGGCAACCAUCGCCGCCCAGCCGACAAUCAUCAGCAUACACGCACCAGACGGGGUUUGUAAAUAUGUUAAUGGCGGAGCCUUUCUUAUCUACAUCAUUUGGGACGUUUUUGAUUGGACUUCUGACGAAAAAGAUUUCUCAAGUCUGGCCUCCGCCUUUCACGACAAAAUUAAUUCGAAAGGUUGCCUUGUCAGUAAUUUCCAGUGGAAAGAAUUUGUCGACGGGUACGGUCCCUCGUUUUCAUUCAAUACCCCACCCAGUUGGAGGGUGGAAGGGUUCAAACCCAUGUGUCGAAGACGCCAUAAAAGACCUUGGUGGCCCAGAGACAUUGUGUGA